UGGAGCGGCCGCGGGUCCUGCGGUGCAAGUGCCGUCCUCAACCCGAGGGCCUUCCCCGGGGGCUGCUGGAGAUCCGGGAACUGCCCGCGGAGGUUCAUCCCGGGCUGCCUCAGGCCUUGGCAUCCGCCCAGGGCAGCGGUCGCCCCACGGUGCAGCGAGCGGAGGAUGCUCAGGCUGGUGCUGGUUUGUCACUCACGGUGAUGCUGGUUUAUUGCUCCUGCUAUAAGCUAUAGGCGCCCUUAAAGACAGGAGGCACAUGCGGCGGGAUGCUCUGCCUUCUGUCGCCGGUAAAGGUGUAUCGCAAAGAGCACGAAGUGCCCCGGCUGAAGGAAGGAGUGCUGAAGGGGUGUGCUCCGUGUUAAACAAGGUGAAGCAUUAGCAACAGGCCAGAGUACAAAACCAGGGCAAACAACUGAAGAUGUCAUCAUGUUUGGCUCAGGAGGUUCAACUUGCUAAAAGACAUGAGGAGAUACUGUCUCAGAGAUCAGAGCUGCUACAGCAGAUGGAGACUUAUCUAAGAGACAAAAAGACUAAAAAGACAUGGCAAACUCAAGCAGCUGAUGCAGCUCGUAAAAGGAAUGCAGCACUUUUAAAUGAUAUAGAAGCAGCAGAAAAAAGGCUGCAAGAAGGAAUGUAUUUACUUCCACGUCCCGAUACUGUUAAGUUAGAAACUCUCUAUUUGGCAUCAAUAAAAGAAUCUCUUCCCAAGUGGGAAGACUUUCUUUUAGGAAGAGCAGAAGUUCCUAUUGGCUUUAAGGAAACGAAAGCUACAAAGCAGAGCAUAAGCUACCCUGAAGAAGAUUCACAAAAAUAAACAUUUUAGUUUUGUUUUGUUUUGGAAUUUAUCACUUAAGCAGAGAUCAUCCAGGUCGGGCAACAGAAUAUCAUGCCAUUAAACUGAAAUGUACAUAAUUUAAAUGAAAAUUAAUUAUAUAGGACAAUUUCAUUCUAUUGUUGCGUUGCGUACAAUUCCUUAUUUUCAUUCUGUACUACAGAAGCAAUCCUCAAAUGAGUUUUUAGGAUCAAGAAUGAGAAACAUUGAUGUAUAGAUUUCCAGCAAGGCAAUUGGGUUUUCAGUGUGAGAAGAGUUUUAUGUUAUUUUUAAUCCUCUGCUUCUACAUAUAAGUGCGAUAAGUAAAGACAGAUUCUUGCAUUA
Molecule: messenger RNA, 1156 nt
Organism: Pseudopodoces humilis (Tibetan ground-tit)
Lineage: Eukaryota; Metazoa; Chordata; Aves; Passeriformes; Paridae
Gene: CEP15
Product: centrosomal protein 15
Source: RefSeq, a predicted model, not a curated record